Messenger RNA from Arachis ipaensis, 2377 nucleotides. The record is from RefSeq and is a predicted model, not a curated record. NCBI's taxonomy places the organism in Eukaryota, Viridiplantae, Streptophyta, Magnoliopsida, Fabales, Fabaceae.
UUUGAAUUCUCUUAUUUAGUUUCAAGUUUACCGCACUCAACAUGUUUGAUGAAAUGCUUUAACCAUAUUUCGGGUUGGUUUUAUCAUUUCUAGCUUUUAGAAACUUAGUAAGUUGAUUGCAUGUGAAAUUAGAAUUAUUGGAUCUUAGUAAUAGGAAAUUUUAGCUACACAAAUAGCAUCUUUGUAGAAAACAUACUAGCACGAUGAUUCCACUUGCAUUAGUGUUCUUCUGGUAAAUUUUAACUGUUAGUGUGAACUUGUUUAUUUGCUAAUUGUUCUUGUGUUGUUGUUCUGUUGUUCUUCUGUUAUUUUUAUUUUAUUUUUUUUGUUGUGAUUUUCUGUUCUUGAACUUGUUAAGUUGAUAAUUUGCUAAAUUGUUGGGCUGCUGUUGUUUUAAUUUGCUAAAUUGUUAGGUUUCUGUGAUUUAAUUUGUUGGAUUUUCUAUUUAGGUCUUGUUCUUGUUUAUUUGCUAAAUUGUUGUUGUGUAUUUAUUGUUGUCUUUGAGAUUCUUGCUGGAUACUGGUGAUCAUUGAUUUAUUAUAUGCUUCAUGUUUUCAUUGUUUUCUUCUUCUGAAGGAAAAAAAAAAAUCUGUUUUCAUUGUUUUGUUGAUUGUUUGUUUUGUUUCAGAAAUUAAUUUUUUGUGAUCAAUGCUCAAACUCUAAAUGCUGUUCUGUUGGUUUUGCAGUGUUUGUUUUGUUUCAGAAAUCAAUUUUUUGUUAUCAAUGCUCGAACUCUGAAUGUUGUUCUUCUGUUUUUGUUUUGUUUCAUAAAUCAAUAUUUUGUGAGCAAUGCUCAAACUCUGAAUGUUGUUCUGCUGUUUUUGUUGUUUCAGAAAUCAAUUUUUUGUGAUUAAUGCUCAUACUCUAAAUGUUCUGUUUUGUUUUAAGGCUGUGUUUAGAAGAGGUGAUUGAUUUCUGAGUGUUGUUUUGUUUUUGUUUUAAAGCUGUGUGUUGUGUUCAAUUUUCAUUUUGUAGGAAAUUCUUUGAGGUAUAUAAGAAUUAAGAAGGAAGACUAUUUUAACGUUCUCCACAUCUCCUCCAUCCUCCUCCAGCGACACCAGCCUGCCAUUCCGCUCUUCUCCAGCCCCAGCCGUCACCAUUCUUCCGGGCCCCUGAGCUUGAAGGCUUGAUUCAACCUCCAGUCCCUUGAGCUCUGCCGUUGCCGUCGCCUUCACGUGGUGCUCGCCAGCCGUCACCUCCUCUAGCGGUGCAUUCCAGUUCCGGCCGUCGCCUCUCUUCUGUUCUGCUGCUCCUCUCUGUUCUCCGCCGCUCUCCCCUUGCCUCCCACUCUGCUUCGCUGCCUCUCCUGUUCUCGCUUUAAGUGAGCUUGAGCUGACAUAACCGUGUGCAACCGUAAUAGCUAAGCUGAAGUUCGUUGUAAGAGUCAAUAGAUAUUCGUGGAAUCGGUGAUAAAAUGGGUUUAGGGUUGAGAAACUUCACUGAGAGAAACAAUAAUGGACAACCUGUCCUGGACACUGAGAAUGGGGAGGAACUCAUGCACAUGCAGCGUGGUGUGGACCUUGUGCUUGCCAACCUCCCUCCCAUCUCCUCCGGCACACUCUAUAUUACUACCAAUGAUAUGGCUCAGCGAUGUAGACAACACCAAGGGAUACGCUGUUGAUUUCUUGUCUAUUUCCCUCCAUGCCGUCUCAAGAGACCCAGAUGCCUACCCCCAUCCUUGUUUAUACACCCAGAUUGACAUUAAUGCCGAAGAGGAUGGUUCCGAAAACUCCGACUCUGAAUCCAGUGACAUACAGGAUUUAUCCAGGAUCACAGAGAUGAGGCUUAUUCCCUCUGAUCCUACUCAAUUGGAUACUUUGUUUCAAGUAUUCUGUGAGUGUGCAGAGCUUAAUCCAGAACCAAAUGAUGAGGAAGGAGAAGAGCAUGAUUGGGUUUUCAGUGCUGAUCAGAUGGAAGGGGAAGAGGAAGAGGAAGAAGGUUAUAUCUCUCAUAAUCCAGCGAACUCUCUUGGUCAGUCAAAUGGACAUCAUGAUCUAGCGCGUACAGUACUCGAGCUUCAUAUUAACGAUCAGCGUUUUGAGGAUGCAGAAGAGAUGGAGCAUGAUGAGGAUGGCACCCAUAAUUGAGUGGCUGUGUUUAGCCGAACAUAGCAUAUGAACUGUUGGUUAUGUUAUGUAAAUUAGUAUGAAAAUCUGAUUAGGGGGUUAUAUACUGUUGAUAAUUGAUGGACAAUUAUGCGCGACUAUUGAAUUUUGUUUCAUGUUUAGACUGAUGAAAGUGCUUUGAAAGUGUUAGCAGGUAACAAUAUUAAGCCCCCCUAGUUUUAUUCUAAACCACCAAGAAUAGGUGAGUCGAGAGUAGAUUUGUGCUAAGUCGUGGCUGAUGAUUGGUUUAAUUUAAAUAAUUUCCUUAAGGC